UUCCCUUCCCUUCCCGCCGCCGCCAUGGCGGCCUUGCCCCGCCACCGCCGCUUUCUCGGCGGCUUCGUCUGCGGGGCCGCGGCCGGGGCCGCCGCGUCCUGYUGGGCUGCCUGGCGGCUCCUUCGCAGCCAGAGCCAGCCGGAGCUGGGCCCCGGGCGGGCCCCGGCAGAGGAACCAAUAGAAGAGGCUCUGUUGGAAAGAUACGGAUUUCCUGAGGCUGGAACAGAGACCAGAUGUUACACAAAUCAUGCACUGUCUUAUGACCAGGCAAAACGGGUGCCUAGAUGGGUGAUUGAACACAUUUCAAAACAAAAGACAUUAGGUGAUGCAGAUCGAAGGCACUGUAAAUUCCGACCAGAUCCUAACAUCCCUCUGAUGUUCAGUGCUGUCAAUGAAGAUUACCUUGGCAGUGGAUGGUCACGAGGACACAUGGCACCAGCUGGAGAUAACAAAUUUUCAACAAGAGCUAUGGCCGAAACAUUUUAUUUGUCAAACAUUGUGCCUCAGAAUUAUGAAAACAAUGCUGGGUUUUGGAACAGAAUGGAAAUGUAUUGCCGGGAAUUGACUGAGAGAUUUGAAGAUGUUUGGGUGGUUUCUGGACCUCUUACCUUGCCUCAAACUAAUGGUGAUGGAAAGAAGAGUGUUACUUAUCAGGUCAUUGGAAAGGAUGAUGUGGCUGUACCAUCCCACCUGUACAAGGUGAUCCUUGCCAGACGGAGCAGAACGUCCUCAGAGCCCCUGGUGCUGGGAGCUUUUGUGGUGCCCAAYGAUCCCAUAGGCUUCAGCCACCAGCUGACGGACUUCCAAGUCAGUGUUGAAGAUCUGGAAAAAAUGUCGGGUUUAGUUUUCUUUCCCCAGGUGGACAAGACCAAAGAUGUUAAAAAUAUCUGUGAGGUGGAUACCUGCAAACUGAUGGGCUUCAAGGAAUUCACGUUGUACAUCACUGCCCGCAAAGUGCAGAGCGCCCGGACACUGCGCCGGCUGGAGAAAGCCAUGUCAGAGUUACAGGAGGCAGGAAUUGAGCCUGAUGAGUAUCUCCUCAAGCUUUACAAGAAGAAGGAGGAAGAACUGCUGCAGGAAAAACCAGUAGCAGCUAGAGAAGGGAGAGCUGGCUGAGUACAUGUUCAGGAAGCUGUUUGGGGUUUUGGAGCGGGGAACUGAAGGCAAACACAAAGACAAGGGUUCCUUGAAUCAUCUUUUUUUGAGUUGUGAAAACAAUAAAGAAAUAUUUGGAAGCUUGUGGGUUUGGAAUAAUGUUCCUUCUUGUGUAACGUGAUGCACAUGCGUGGUUUGCUGCAGUGGUUAGAUAUGGAGAGUGUAAAUGACCCCUUUCURUCCCUAAUAGAUCACUGGACCUCCAGGAAGGGCUUUGUGCUAUUUUCCAUCUGGGACGUCAGACUUAGGGUUUGUGUGGAAUCCCUUCCAGGAAUAUCACAAAAAUAGACAGUAGGCACCUUGGGAGUACGACUGGAACGUGUUUAAAUGGAAUUCCGCCCACAAAUGCCUUUCACUGCAGUGCUGUAGAAGCAAUUGUACUUUMUGGAAUAUUUUGAAAAUUGUGUUAAUGAAGAAAUAUUUCAUUUUUACUCUUUUAUUAGAGACCUGUAAGACAUAACCUGGUCUGUCCUUAGUUGUAUUAACCCAAACCUCUCCUGAUCUUGCGUGCUUUGGGUACUUUAGUAUAUCAUGAGCUCACAAUUGUUAUCAUUUGCGGCAUACUUAUUCCAUCAUGUAGAAUUCUGCAUUUUUUUUUGUAAGAAAACCCCAAUAGAACUGAAGUUUAUACAAGUGCCUACCAGYGUAGGCUGGGUUUUCACAAAUUAAUGUAACCUUAAUACUUAAUUUUAGUCACUAACUUUGGAUAAACAUGUUUUCUUCCAUAUUGUUUGAGAGGUGAGCACUGCUUGCGUUUUGGUUGUAGCCACUGGCUUGCUCCCCAACGCCUGCCUUUGGACUAUAAACUAUGCAACAAAACUUGUAUAUGAAAGCAGAAGAUUGACUGAAAAUGCAUUUCCACUUCUUUUUCAGUGGCAGCUGAUGUUACUCAGAUUUGCACCUGCUUGGAAGAUCUAAUGAAUUUUUUUUUUGUUACUUUUGUACUUUAUUUGGGUAACUUAAUGUGGCUUGUAUCCUUUGAC
Messenger RNA from Malurus melanocephalus (red-backed fairy wren), 2138 nucleotides. It is a transcript of the gene EXOG, whose product is annotated as exo/endonuclease G. NCBI's taxonomy places the organism in Eukaryota, Metazoa, Chordata, Aves, Passeriformes, Maluridae. The coding region runs from base 25 to 1116 and encodes 363 amino acids. The record is from RefSeq and is a predicted model, not a curated record. Gene Ontology annotation, cellular component: nucleus; mitochondrial inner membrane. The transcript has 6 exons. Gene Ontology annotation, molecular function: metal ion binding; RNA endonuclease activity; nucleic acid binding. Gene Ontology annotation, biological process: apoptotic DNA fragmentation.